Nematostella vectensis (starlet sea anemone) is the source of this 3932-nucleotide messenger RNA. RefSeq names its product AP-4 complex subunit epsilon-1. Bases 126 to 3752 code for a protein of 1208 amino acids. Gene Ontology annotation, biological process: receptor-mediated endocytosis; intracellular protein transport. Gene Ontology annotation, molecular function: cargo adaptor activity. The transcript has 21 exons. The record is from RefSeq and is a predicted model, not a curated record. Lineage: Eukaryota; Metazoa; Cnidaria; Anthozoa; Actiniaria; Edwardsiidae. Gene Ontology annotation, cellular component: AP-4 adaptor complex; membrane coat.
AAGAUAGCCCAUAAACGACGGCUCAUACGUCUGAUUCAAGAUGGCGGCACCCGAGACAUGGUGCGUCCUUCUGUGAUUUUGACAAAAAAUACCGGCCCCGUUCACGCAGUGGGCUACUUGGUAGCAUGGAGAGGCCCGCAGUUAGUCUGCCUCGUUUCAUAACGGGUUAUUAUGGGCCAAGAAGCAGUGCAUCGCGCGCGUUUCAAUUGCUUGUUCGGGGUAUCGGAGAGGCGAAAUCAAAACAUGAAGAGGAGAGAAUUAUCAGAGAGGAGUUCCUAGUGCUCAAACAGAAAAUAUCCCAGCCCUCAUCACCAAAGCAAAUGCGGGAGUUUCUUGUGCGGCUAAUCUACUGUGAGAUGCUUGGAAUCGAUGCAUCUGAUCUACACAUCCAUGCUAUAAAUUUUGCACAGCAGCAAAAUAUGAUGGAUAAAAGAAUUGGGUACCUUGCUUUGUCACUGUUUCUUCAUGAAAAUCAUCCUUUGCUUGUUUUGCUGGUCAAUACUCUACAGCGGGACUUGAAGAGUACAAAUGUCCUGGUUAUUAUGAGCGCUCUGACUGCCUUCUGUAAACUAAUCAACACUGAAAUGGUACCCGCUGUUUUGCAACAAGUGCUUUCCCUACUUGAUUUUAAAAGGGAUAUUGUGCGUAAGAAGGCUGUCAUGGCACUACAUCGCCUUCAUCAAAAGUGCCCAUCUAUGGUGUCUAAUAUUGAAGAGCAUGCCUUGAAAGCACUGCAUGAUCGUGACUUUGGUGUUUUUUCAUCCUCACUACACAUCUUCUAUGACCUUAUCUUUGAAAAUCCGAUGAAAUUCAAACACUUGGUUCAAGAUUUUGUGAAUUUACAACAAAAAGUUAUUAGUGGAAAACUUGAUAAGCAGUUUGAGUACCACAAUAUUCCAGGCCCCUGGAUCCAAAUAAAGUUGCUCAAGAUUUUUGCUUUGCUUGGUACAGAUGAUCAAAAGGUGAGUAGUCAGAUGUAUGAUGUCAUAAACAAAACAAUCUCUUCUCUCAGCACUGGGGCGCUUAUUGGCUAUGCAAUAGCAUAUGAGUGUUGUAGAACCAUAACACUUAUCUACCCUAACAAGCAACUUAUAACCAAGGCUGGAAAGGCUGUUGGGCUCUUCCUGGUAGCUAAAAGUAAUGAUAUCAAGUAUCUAGGAAUUACAGCACUUGCUGCCCUUGUCCAGGUCAAUGCUAGUCUGGCCACAGAAGCUGCAUUCCAGCUAAUUAUCAUAGACUGCCUGGACGAUCCUGAUGAGAUGCUAAAACGAAAGACGUUAGAUCUACUGUGUCGUAUUACAAAUGCCACAAAUGUGGAAACAGUUUGCGACAAGUUUCUCCAACACCUCCGACACACCAACGAUGCUCACUUCCGUUCUGAACUUGUUGCACGGGUAACUGAGCUAGCAGAAAGAUAUGCUCCUGAUAACUCGUGGUACAUCUUAACGAUGAAUGAGGUGCUAGAACUGGGCGGGGACCUCGUGCGACCAGACGUGGCAUACAACCUGAUGAGGCUGAUAGCCGAGGGUCACGACGACGAGGAGCUAGACGAUGAACUACGGCGCUUCGCUGUCCUGUCGUACCUCGAUCUCCUAGAAAAACCCGCUCUACCGGACAUCCUGAUUCACGUUAUUUGCUGGGUCUUGGGAGAAUACUCCUACAUAGUCAGUGAACCAAACACUGUUCUAGAGCAACUUCAUUCUUUGUUAGACGGAAAACUUAAAGAUUCCAAAACUAAGAGAUGGGUGGUGUCCGCUAUGGGUAAACUCGUGGCCCAGAUCGGACGAAUACCGGAUAGCGUGGCCGGGGCUCUUGCUAAAUGCCGUGCUGACGGAGAUGUGGACUUACGUCAGCGAGUGUACGAGAUACAGCAACUCUCCUGCGACCCAAACCUGAUGGCAAAAGUAUUUCCUGUGGACGCAAGCUGCGAAGACUUGGCGGUGGACUCCUCCCUGUCUUUUCUCGAUGAAUUUGUAGCGAACGCACUCUCACAAGGCGCAACACCUUAUCAGCCCAGGUAUCAGCGAGAGAAAGUGCAGCAGUCAAAAGAAAAAGAAGAGAGGGAAUCCGAGCCUUUGAAAUACACCCCAUAUGACCCGCCCGUGCGCCCCUUCCAGCCUGCUACACCCCCCGUAACCACGCCCUUGAUACGGGACCCCCAGCCUCAAGCUGCCGCGCCUGUGACAAGCAAGCGUAACGUCAUCCCAAGUAAAAUAAUCGAGCCUUCGACAAAGACCAAGUCUCCCCAGCCCAAGGGACCAUGGGGUCCUGGGGGCUACGCCAAGCGUCCAGCAGGGUCUGGGGAUUCGUGGAGCAGGUCUGACUCGUCUUCCAACAGCUCUGGAUCGGAUCCCGCACGAGUGAGGACUAAAGGGGAGGCAAGCACAAGCCUGCUAGUUUACACUCACGAUGACGCGCGAAAACAGCAGCUCGCCAGCGAUCUCUUUAAAGGCGUCGGGGACAAAGACAGCUCCUCGAAACAGACACGAAACACUCGCGGUGGUGGUCAUGGCGGGGGAGGUAGGCGUGGUCGUAGAGUACCCACUGAAAAACCGAUAUGGAAACCGUCCGAUCCAGGGGACCCCCCGCCCCUCCCCACCCGCCCGGGCGUCAGCAGGAGCCAAUCACAGGGGUCCCACGAGGUCGAUCUAUUAUUAAACUUUGAAACGUCAGAUGAUAGUUUAGCUGGCAUGGAUAGAGGUGCGAUGGUAGAUGUUGAAAUCCCGUCCUUGGUCAACACAGAUGAGAGUCGCUUGAAUACGAAGGACAUAGACAACAUUGAGAUAAAUCGCGGUUUGGUAAACAAUGAACAUGAUAAUCGGAAUGAAAAUUCACCACGCCUGGAUACAGAGUCAUCAUGUUCACUUAGUCAAGAGGAUGUCGCAGAUCAGCUUCCCGACGAGUGCAAAGGCGGUACUCUCGACACCCCGAGUUUAUCGCGAACGCCAGAAAACAAGCCGUCGGAGCCGUCUCUCUUAGACACGGAAAUGUCUGAUCGUCUUCAAACUCUCACGGUGUCCGCCGCUAGUGCGUCUUCUGGUACGAUCCCCGACAGUCUACGCGAGUUUCCCCACACGAGGGACGCACAGGAGCUCUGCUGUGACUCAAACCUCAGAGUGACAGUGCAUAAGGUGUACAAACCGCAUGAACUGAUUCUCCUACUUUGUCUGACAAACCAAGGUCAAAGCAAAGUUACGGAUAUUGUCAGCAUUCUUGAACCACCGUCAAAUUUACAUGCGGUGCUUGAAUCGAAGGCGGAAAAUCGGAUAUGCGACGCAGUACUAGAAACACUAGAUUCGGUUUCACAUACCAUUACCUUAAAUUUCAAAUCGCCGGCGUUACACAUGAAUUUUGGCGGCAAAAUAACCUACCGCGACUCGACCAACACGUCCAGAAACUUGUUCUUCAGUCACGUUAUUCCAAUAAGUGAUUUCCUGAGACCGCUUGUACUCACUACUGAGGAGUUCGCCGUCAAGUGGGGUCAAUCCGCAUUCGAAAGGCGACAGACGAUAACGUGUAGUGUAUCGAGCAGCGGUGAAUUCCUUAGACGCACAGAAAGUGAUCUCAGACUACACCCAGUUAGUAGCACAGGGGAUAACGUGAUAGCUUCUGGAACAGUUCUGAACGCUAGCAAAUGUCUGCUGCAUGCAGCUCUCUCCUCGUCGGGAUCCCUAGAGAUUUGGAUCAAGACAAACAGCCAGCUACUUAGUGAAGUUGUCAUGAAGCAAUGCAUUGCCAUAAUGCAAAGAUAACGCUCGAUUUACUGCUCGCCUCAGGGAAUAGUAGAGAUUGAGCAGAGACUUUUACAAGAAGUUGGCCCUCGCAAUCUUUCGCCCCCUCUAAUUAUUAUAACUGUAUCUUCUCGGUGAGGACUUAGCGAGUGAUUUACUUCCCUUGAAGUACCAAAAAUUAAUAAAACAUUAAAGAAACUG